UUGAUCACCAAAAUGUCUGUUUGACGACACCUUAGUGCUAUUUUUACAAGUCUAGUCAAGUCUCUCACUUCAAAUUGUUGACAAUCCACGUCAACAGAUACGGGAAGAAAAGACCAUAUUUUGGUCUUUAAGUUAAGAGACUAAAGUUAACUACAUUAGAAGAAAUUUUAUUUUGAUUCGUUGAAAGGAAAGGUAUUCGAGAUGCUGAAGGCUGUGAUAUUAAUUGGAGGGCCUCAAAAAGGUACUCGCUUUCGACCUCUGUCCCUAGAGCUUCCAAAACCUUUGUUUCCAGUUGCUGGAUUCCCCAUCAUCUAUCAUCACAUAGAAGCGUGCAGCAAGCUUCCAGAUAUCCAAGAUGUUCUGUUGAUUGGAACAUACCAGCCUAGUGACUCUCUCAAUAGAUUUAUCACAUCAACACAGAGAGAGUUCAAGUUUAACAUCAGGUACCUUCAGGAGUAUACAGCUCUAGGAACUGCAGGAGGGCUCUACCAUUUCAGAGACCAGAUACUGAGUGGACAGCCCAAAGGGUUCUUAGUCUUCAAUGGUGACGUGUGCUGCAAGUUCCCUCUGGCUGACCUGUGGGACUUCCAUGAGAAGGUGUCACAGGAUGUUCACUAUACAAUGCUUUCAACCGAGGCAACAAGGGACCAAAGUCUUUCUUAUGGAUGUUUGGUGGAGAAUGAGAAUACACAUGAGGUCAUGCAUUAUGUAGAGAAGCCACAGACAUUUGUUAGCACUGUGAUCAAUUGUGGACUAUACGUCUUUCCUCCAGAGAUCUUUCAGCAUAUUGGAAAAGCUUUCCAGCAAAACCAGGAUGAAGUACUCAAUGGAGACCCCUUAUUCCCAUCAAAGGACACAAUACGCCUUGAGCAAGACAUCCUAGCACCGCUAGCAAGCACAGGAAAACUCUUCACAUUCAAGACAAAUAACUUCUGGAGCCAAAUUAAAUCUGCAGGGUCAGCAAUCUAUGCUAACAGGUUAUAUCUUAGUCUGUACCAUGAAACACAUCCAGACAGAUUAUCCAAUCCUAAAUCAGAAACAGGGCCAUCGAUAAGAGGAGAUGUCUACAUACAUCCUACUGCUACCGUUGAUCCAACAGCUACACUUGGUCCAAAUGUGACAAUAGGAGCCAAUGCAACAAUUGGAGCUGGGGUCAGAGUCAGAGAAUCUAUUGUUCUAGAAGGUGCUACACUACAGGAUCACUGCUGCAUCCUGCAUAGUAUCAUUGGAUGGAACAGCAUGGUGGGGGCGUGGUCAAGAGUUGAAGGUACGCCCAAUGACCCUAACCCCAACUUAGACCAUGCCAAGAUUGAUAGUGGUACACUCUUCAAUGGAGAAGGAAAACUCAACCCAUCUAUUACUAUCUUGGGUACCAAUGUGAGUAUUCCCCCAGAAGUAGUGGUGCUGAAUGCAAUUUUGCUACCAGAUAAACAACUCUCAUCCAGCUUCAAGAACCAGAUAUUGCUCUAAAGUACAGAUUUAGUACUCCCAUAGUGGAAAUUUUGCAUACAUAAUGUAAAUGGAGUGAUCAAAUAAGGUAAAAAGGUGAAAUAUUCAAUAGAUAAGUGCAUUAAUUAUAGUGAGGAUAAUAUAGAUGAAUUUAUUUUGUCAAGAUACACAAAGUAAAUGUUUUCAGAAUUUACAACCGUUG
Messenger RNA from Lytechinus variegatus (green sea urchin), 1651 nucleotides. It is a transcript of the gene gmppa, whose product is annotated as mannose-1-phosphate guanyltransferase alpha-A-like. Gene Ontology annotation, molecular function: transferase activity. Gene Ontology annotation, cellular component: cytoplasm. Gene Ontology annotation, biological process: biosynthetic process. The transcript is spliced from 11 exons. NCBI's taxonomy places the organism in Eukaryota, Metazoa, Echinodermata, Echinoidea, Temnopleuroida, Toxopneustidae. The record is from RefSeq and is a predicted model, not a curated record. Bases 202 to 1470 code for a protein of 422 amino acids.